CCUAAACCCUCAUUUCCGUCUUCCGAAGUACGCGAACAGUAGAAGUCUGAAAACAGCCAGAGGAGGGAGACUGAAUUGCGAACAGAGUGAGUCUGUGUGAGCCCAAUUUUCUUCGGAGAAAGCUAAAUUGUGAAGGGCAAGAAUGCGUUCGAUCACAUUUUCUCUUAUUCGCAGAAACCUUUGCAGCUAUGGAGUUUCUCGCCUUACAUCAAAACAGCAACCAUCUCUCCUAUACUCCUCUAUGGUAUCUCCUCCUUUGUCUUCGUCUUCGUUGAUGAGGAAAAGCUUUCGAGACCCGUCAAGAACUUCUCUGUUCCUCCCAUUUCGCUUCGCCUCCAGUUCCACUGCUGCUAAGAAGGUCGGGGCCGACGAAAACCUGAAGCGGGUCCUUGAAACGGAAAUCGAAUGCGCUGAAGAAACAGAAGAUCUACCCCAGGGAGGUUUUCUACCUGAUGGUUUUCCAUUUGAGAUCAUUGACAAUCCUGGUGAACAUACGAUCAUCUUAAAGAGACAGUUUGCUGGUGACAACAUUGAAGUUGAGGUCCACAUGCCAGAGAUGGCUGGGGAAGGCGAAGAAGAUGAGGAUGAGGAUGAUGAUGAUGAUAAGGAUGACAAUAAUGAGGCUUCAGGACAAACUUACAUUUCUCUGAUUGUCAACAUUUCCAAGGGGGAAGGACCACGUCUUGAAUUCUGUUGCUCUGCCUGUCCUGAUGAAAUUACUAUUGAUAGCAUGCUGAUGAAGAGUCCUGAUGUUUCAUCCAAUGAGAUGGCUUAUGAGGGGCCAGAUUUUUCUGAUUUGGAUGAGAAUCUGCAGAAAGAAUUUUACAAGUACCUAGAAGACAGAGGGAUCAAGAGCUCCAUGACAAACUUUUUGCAAGAAUAUAUGAUCAGCAAGGACAACCGAGAAUACAAAGGAUGGUUGAAGAACAUGAAAGAUUUCAUUGAGAAUUGAGUCCACUGAAUUCCACUUCAUUUGGAUAUGCGGGGAAGAGUUCUGAUAUAAGAGGUAUGUUUCUCAUUUGUUCUUGUUAGUUUAUAAAUAUAGGCAAAAGAAACUUACUGAUGAAAUGGAGCUGUCAAAAUGAUCAAAUGAAUGAUCUUUCAUUAAUUGUAAUUGCAUAACAGAUCAAACAGUGAAAUUGAAAUUUUGGUUUUCAUUA
Macadamia integrifolia is the source of this 1160-nucleotide messenger RNA. RefSeq lists its product as uncharacterized. The transcript is spliced from 3 exons. The record is from RefSeq and is a predicted model, not a curated record. Gene Ontology annotation, cellular component: mitochondrial matrix. NCBI's taxonomy places the organism in Eukaryota, Viridiplantae, Streptophyta, Magnoliopsida, Proteales, Proteaceae. Bases 143 to 952 code for a protein of 269 amino acids.